GGCAUGUGCGGGGGAUCAUGACGUCAACGUCAGACAGAUCUCAGCGCGUUCGUUUACAGCGAUCUUUUCAAAGUUUCAAUGGCUCGUGAUUUAAAACGUCGAUUCCGCGGCCAAUCCGCACUACAUAGGACCAGAUAGACGGCCGUUUUAUUUUGGCGUGAAUUAGAAUCGUUCCUACGCAGUGACCUUUUGGUGCUCGAAUGCAGAAUAUCGCGUAGGAGUCGUUGUGUGCGCGGUGAACGUUUGAUUUCUGCCUGUUUUCCUUCACAGCUAAAUGGAGUCACGGGUGGAAUUCAGUCGACAGGAGAUCAACAGUACGGUAUGGGAAGUUCCGGAAAAGUACAUUUGCUUGAAGCAGAUCGGAACUGGAGCGUAUGGCAGCGUGUGCUCGUCCAUCAACAAUAAAACCAAAGAAAAGGUGGCCAUCAAGAAGCUGCACCGGCCCUUUCAGUCGGAGAUCUUCGCAAAGAGAGCCUAUCGUGAACUGAGGCUACUCAAGCAUAUGAAACAUGAAAAUGUAAUAGGCUUGCUAGACGUCUUCACUCCUGCCUCCAGACUGGAUGACUUCCAAGACUUCUACCUGGUGAUGCCGUACAUGUAUACGGAUCUCUCUAAAGUCAAGGGCGUCCUUACAGAAGACCGUAUCCAGUUCCUGGUUUAUCAGAUGCUGUGCGGACUAAAGUACAUUCAUGGUGCUGGCAUCAUUCACAGAGACCUCAAACCAGGAAACCUGGCUGUGAACCAAGACUGUGAGCUGAAGAUAUUGGAUUUCGGCCUGGCGCGUCAUGCUGAAGCAGAGAUGACAGGUUAUGUUGUGACGCGGUGGUACCGGGCCCCUGAGGUUAUUCUAAACUGGAUGCACUACACGCAGACAGUGGACAUCUGGUCUGUUGGGUGCAUCAUGGGUGAAAUGUUCAAUGGAAAAACACUCUUUAAAGGAAAAGACUACAUGGAUCAGUUAACUCAGAUAAUGAAAGUAACGGGAACACCAGGUCCAGAAUUUAUUGAGAAACUUGAAAGCCCAGAGGCUAAGAGCUAUAUCAAAUCCCUGCCCCACUACCCACGCAAAGAUUUCUCUACAUUGUUUCCCAGAGCCAGUAAAAAAGCGGUAGAUCUGCUUGAGAAGAUGCUGGUGUUAGAUGCUGAUGCUCGACUCACUGCUGAUGGUGCAUUGGCUCACAGUUAUUUCGAUGGCCUGAGGGACCCAGAGGACUGGCCAGAGCCCACGUCAUACGAUGACAGCUACGACAAUGCCACAUUGCCCUUAGAAGAGUGGAAACGUUUAUCAUUUAAAGAAGUGAGGAGCUUUGUUCCUUUCCCAAGAAGAGACUCAAAGAGAAGAAACACACUCACAAUGUGAUAGUGGGUCUGACAUUUACGCUGUACUGUAUUGCAAUUAUGCAAUUUAGUCUCCGCCUCGAAACAGUUUAGAAUGUUUAUUCACUCCUUAAAAAGUAUAUGAAUAGCAGUAUUUUGUACAAUAACCAACUCUUUUUGGAAAAUGGGGGAUAUUUUCUGGGCUUCUGGUGAAUGAGCAUUUUAUUUUUAGUGACAGUUCAUGUAAAGUCAUAUGAUAGCUCUGUGUGGGGAACAAAAUUUUCAUUCUGCUAAAUGUUCUCCUUGUGCUUUCCACAAAAAAGAAAAUAAUUUCAAAAGAUGUGAGGGUGAGUAAAUGAUAACAGAUUUUUUUAUUUUUAAGUAAACUAUCCCCUAAGUGCUAUCAGGUUAAAAUUGCUCUAUAAAAGGACAGCCAUAUACAAUUUCAAGUAUUUUAGUGUUAUGGGUCUUAAAAUUCAAAUAUUUUCCCAGUCUAUACCGUUUGAAUUUUGGGCUUUUUUUUUUUUUCUUUUUUUUUUUUAAAUGAAUACUUUUAUUUAGCAAUGAUGCAUAAAAUUGAUCAAAACUGACAGUAAAUACAUUUAUAAUGUUACAAAUAAAUGUAACAUAAGUUUUUUUUUUUACGUUCUAUUCAUCAAAGAAUCCUGAAAAAAAAAAAAUGUAUUACAGUUUCCACAAAAUUUUAAGCAGCACAACUGUUUUCAACAUUGAUAAUAAUAAGAAAUAAGCAGGAAAUCAGCAUAUUAGAAUGAUUUCUGAAGGAUCAUGUGACACUGAAGACUGGACUAAUGAUGCUGAAAAUUCAGCUUUGCCAACACAGGAAUAAAUUACAUUUUAAAAUGUAUUAAUUUCACAAUAUUACUGGUUGUUUUUUUGUUUUGUUUUUUUGAUCAAAUAAAUGCAGCCUUGGUGAGCAUAAGAGACUUACGUCAAAAACUUUUUUGUUUUUUUGUAUAUGUCCUUUUUUGUAUAUGUGUAUGUGCUUUCAGACACUGUAACCACUGUUACUGACUUCUGUUAAACACUUAAAGAAAGUUUUAGCAUUGAGAUAUGUUUACCUACUUAAAAUCAAUAUGAAAUAAAAAUCACAACCCAUUUUACUUCAAUAA
Molecule: messenger RNA, 2447 nt
Organism: Ctenopharyngodon idella (grass carp)
Lineage: Eukaryota; Metazoa; Chordata; Actinopteri; Cypriniformes; Xenocyprididae
Gene: mapk13
Product: mitogen-activated protein kinase 13
Exons: 12
Coding region: 275-1360 (361 amino acids)
Biological process (GO): intracellular signal transduction; protein phosphorylation
Cellular component (GO): cytoplasm; nucleus
Molecular function (GO): ATP binding; MAP kinase activity
Source: RefSeq, a predicted model, not a curated record